Bipolaris oryzae ATCC 44560 is the source of this 1455-nucleotide messenger RNA. RefSeq lists its product as uncharacterized. Lineage: Eukaryota; Fungi; Ascomycota; Dothideomycetes; Pleosporales; Pleosporaceae. The transcript is spliced from 5 exons. The record is from RefSeq and is a predicted model, not a curated record. Bases 1 to 1455 code for a protein of 484 amino acids.
AUGGCUUCAACCAAUUCUUCUGUCGAUGGGUGGGAUUUGAAACCUGAUGGUGAGGACCUUGAAGCUGCACAUCCAAGGAGGCAAAGUUUUAAGGGAGAUGAUAUCGCAAAUCCAGAGGUAUUGAAUGAAUUGGAAACUUGCUUUAGAAUCUCAGAAAGGUUCGCCAAUCUACGCAAAAAGCAAGCAAAAGAGCGCGAUUGGCAGAACGCCUUGCAAGAACAUAUCUUCACAGCCUACCAAAGUAACGACGGUGGUUCCGACCCUUUCAAAGAAAGCAACAUGCAGCGACGCUGGGAGCUACAUCAAGAAACUCACUGGACUGAGUUCAACCAAUCAUCCCCAUCUGACUUCCGAGACGGCAAAAGUACCUUGACAUAUCCCGUACCGGACUUUACUUACGGAUUCCCCAUUAUCGAUAUCACUGACCCUGUCUACGAACCAUAUCUAAAGCACCGACUGAUCGAGAACUUCUCACUUCCAACGCUCCACAAACUCCGAGAAGCCAGUGUGCUAUCCUCGCCGCGGAAGGCCUUAGCGCAAUGGAAAUCUUCAAAGCCCACAAACGACCAAAUGGGUGGUUCAGAUCUCAUGUGCUUCCCCUGGGCUGUCGUUGAGGUAAAGUCCGCUGCCAAGGACGCCAGCAUAGAAAGGAUGUGCUAUUGCCAGGCUGCGAAUGCUUCUGCUGCGGCCCUUAGCAUACGGGAGAAGCUACAUUUAGCUUCGAAAAAGAGUGACCCUAAACUUGAGGCUCUCGUCAUCUUCUCUUUCACGUGUGUUGGUACGCAUGUCAAGCUCUGGCUCACAUACACGUCUCCAGAGGAGAAAGUCGUUAUGCAAUGUAUAUGGGCAACCUCACUGGAGAUUUCUUGGGGUGUCUUUGUCCUACGCAUGGUCCUCAAGAAUAUGCAGGAAUGGGUAAACCAAGAGGUCAGGCCCGAGCUUGCCCGAUGGAUUGAAGGAGCCCGGGGAUGUACAACACCCAAGGUUUUUCUGAGUUCCGGCGGUGGCUUGAUAGAGCGAAGCAGAAGAUCUGCAUCCCACGAGUCGCACUCCGAACGUCCGACAGACAGUCCUUCUUUGCGAAAGUCCUAUUCUUCUCUGAAAUACGUCGCAAAAUAUUCCCAAGAGACUAGCCAGAUGAUUCGCUCUGCUGCGCCAAGUCCAAUGUUGAGUAGUUUUUCGAGCGAAUACGAAGACGAAGACGAGGAAGUAGAAGAAUAUGAUGAUUACAAAGAUGAAGACUAUAAUGAGGAAGAUGAAGACAGCGAGAACUCUGUGGACGAAGGCUACUAUAGCUCACAAAAGAAAAAGACGAGAAAGAAAGUCACACCCAUUGCGUCGCGGCAGAGUCAUCAUUCGGGCCUCACUCGCACAACGGUGAUAUGUUCGAAAUCAGAUGACAAAGGCAUUGUGAAUAAAAUUUCUUCACUUUCCUUCUCAGGCAAGAAAAGGUAA